AUCAACAUCAAUACACAAAUAAGAGACAAGGUACAAAUUCCAAGUAUAGUUAGUUGUUCUACAAGAUCUAAAAUUAUCAAGAAAGAGUUCAAAAUUUAAGUUACCAUCACCAUAUUUCAGUUUUAUCUUUAACUGAUAGCAAACAAUGGACAUGGCCAUUCAACCACAAAAGACUCGAGGUUACCAAAUGCCAUUGAAGCCUGGUGUCUGGUUAAAGAGAAGAAUUGUAAAAGUUACUUAUCCUGGCGAAGGAAAGGGACCAAUUGAAGACGGGCAUGGUUCAUUCCUGGACACAGACGAGGACAACUUACGUGGUAGCUUUCAUCUACUCGGCCCUUUAAAUUCAAAUAUAAACAUGUUGAAGGCUUUGGCACCAGGGCAAACUAAGAUGUCUCAAAUUCAAACAAAACCUGUGGAAGGAAUGCAGACAGACGUUGGAGAUCACAUGUUGGAGAUCUGCCGUGUGGUAGAGAGAACACAUGUGAUAUACAAGCUGACGUCUCAACUUUAUGAACAGUCUUCUAUUAUAGUUGAAGGGGUGGUAAAUGAUGAUGCUCUAUGGUUUCAAGUGAACUUCAAUAAACUCACUGACAUUAAAGCUGUCGAUGGCCCGCUAGGCUCUUCAUUUACUGUUUGGUUUUAUAAUAACACCACAGAACAUUCUACUACAAUGAUUAAUGGCACUUCCACCAAUAAAGAAAUAUCAGAUGCUGAAAAAUUUCCGUUCCGUCAAGGACAGCCGUUCUACCUCGAAUUCUACAUCACAGAAGCUGGGUUUAUGGUGGCUGUGGGUGGUCAGCACUACAGGUUAUUAAAACACAGAGAACCUUUAAGCGAUAUCGCCAAAUUUGAAAUUCAUGGUCAUUUAACUUCGACCAACGUCCACUUCCAGAACACCUCCAAGUACCCUUCCCCUCUGAUACAGACAAAACCUGUGGAAGGAGGGCAGACAGAUGUUGGACAUCCUAUGUUGGAGAUCUACAAAGUGUUUGAGAUGACAUAUGUGGUAUACAAGCUGAAGUCUCAACUUGAUGAACAGUCUUCUAUCAUAGUUGAAGGGGUGGUGAAUGAUAAUGCUAAUAGGUUUGAAGUGGAAUUCUUGAUUGGAAAUGAAGGAGAAGAUUAUUGGUUUCCCGUUGCAUUCCAAUUUGUUUCAAAUGUUAAAAAAGAAUACACAUACAAAAGUAACUUUUUGGAAAAGAGGGGUGAUAAGGAGCGAUCAGUUGCUGAAAAGUUUCCGUUCCGUCGAGGACAGCCGUUCUACCUCGAAUUCUACAUCACCGAAGCCGAGUUUAAGGUGGCUGUGGAUGGUCAGCACUACGACUCCUACAAACACAGAGUACCUUUCAAGGAUAUCACCAGAAUCAGAAUUCUCGGUCAUAUAACUCUGAACGAUGUACACUUCCAGAACACCUCCAAGUACCCUUCCCCAAUGAUACAGGGAGUGUGGAUACCUGAAGAGGAUUAUAAUACGGAACAGCAUGGCGAAAUACUUAUUAAAUCUCCUAAUAUACCAGCGAGAGGUAGCAAGGAGGUGAACAAGGGCAACACCAAUUAAUUAGACAGGAGGCAGAAAGUUGUGUUGAUGUGAUACAAACGACAAAUCCAGUACGAGACAAUUGGACAAAACAAGGGGAAAAAAAUUAAUUGGAAAGAUACCUCAGUAGACAGCUGAUGCAAGGCAUUACAAACAUAUCAUGAUAAUAUACACAUGUUGAUGUAAACAAACAAUGCUUGUGUUAAACUCAAUGAAUGGAACUAACACUUACAUUAUACAAAAAUAUAAAAACAAACUGUUAAACACACAAA
This is a messenger RNA of Macrosteles quadrilineatus (aster leafhopper), 1809 nucleotides long. RefSeq names its product galectin-8-like. NCBI's taxonomy places the organism in Eukaryota, Metazoa, Arthropoda, Insecta, Hemiptera, Cicadellidae. The record is from RefSeq and is a predicted model, not a curated record. The transcript has 16 exons. Gene Ontology annotation, molecular function: carbohydrate binding. The coding region runs from base 146 to 1558 and encodes 470 amino acids.